UGAAUGGGACUCAACAGACAUAACAAAGACUGGGAGCAUCUCACACUUCAAGGCUGUCAAACACAAUAUGGGCCCUUUGACAUUUUGCUAGCUGCAGUUUGGCCGAGGCGGAGGUCACAUGUUUACUGGGAAAGAAAUGUAUCAGUGACACAGGCGGAGGAGGCCGUGGAGCUGGUCUUCUCCACCGAGCGUCCGCAGCACCUGGUGAGUCCCGCGUUCCUGUCCUUCACCAUCGACGCCAACCUGGCCACGGAGCCGCGGUUCCUCACCUUCCUCGGUUCUCCAAAGCUACGUACCCUGGCCAGAGGCCUGUCUCCUGCAUAUUUGAGGUUUGGUGGCACCAAGACAGACUUUCUCAUUUUUGAUCCCCACAAGGAACCAACCUUUGAGGAGAGAAGAUACUGGCAAUCUCAAGUCAACCAGGAUGUUUGCCAGUUUGGACCCAUCCCAUCUGAUGUGGAGGAGAGAUUACAGUUUGAAUGGCCCUCCCAGGAGCAACUGCUGCUUACAGAACAGUAUCAGAAGAAGUUCAAGAACAUCACCUACUCAAAGAGCUCGGUGGAUAUGCUGUACGAUUUUGCAAAUUGCUCUGGACUCAGUUUGAUUUUUGGUCUGAAUGCCUUACUAAGGACAGCAGAUUUGCAGUGGAACAGCUCAAAUGCUCAGCUGCUCCUGGACUACUGUUCCUCCAAGAGUUACAACAUUUCUUGGGAACUAGGCAAUGAACCUAACAGUUUCAGGAAGAAGGCUGGUAUUUUCAUUGAUGGAUUGCAGUUGGGAGAAGACUUUAUAGAACUACAUAAACUUCUGGAGAAGUCCACUUUCAAAAAUGCGAAGCUCUAUGGUCCCGAUGUGGGUCAGCCCCGAGGAAAGACGGUGAACAUGCUGAGCAGUUUCCUGAAGGUUGGUGGAGCAGUGAUUGAUUCAGUUACAUGGCAUCACUACUAUUUGAAUGGACGAAUUGCUACCAAAGAUGAUUUCCUGAACCCUGAUGUGUUGGACACCUUUAUUUCCUCUGUGCAGAAAGUGCUCCAGGUGGUGGAGGAGACCAGACCCGGCAAGAAAAUCUGGUUGGGAGAAACCAGCUCUGCCUACGGGGGCGGAGCGCCCUUGUUGUCCAACACCUUUGCAGCUGGCUUUAUGUGGCUGGAUAAACUGGGUGUGUCAGCCCGCAUGGGCAUGGACGUGGUGAUGCGGCAAGUGCUCUUUGGAGCUGGAAACUACCACCUGGUGGACAGGAACUUUGAACCUCUGCCCGAUUACUGGCUUUCUCUUCUGUACAAGAAACUGGUGGGCUCCACUGUGUUCACAGCACGUGUGAAAGGGCCAGACAGAAGCAAACUUCGAGUUUACCUUCACUGCACAAACGUCAACCACCCAAGGUAUAAGGAGGGAGAUCUAACCUUAUAUGCAUUAAACCUCCACAAUGUCACCAAGCGCUUGCAGUUACCGUCUCAUUUAUUCAACAAGCAAGUGGAUAAAUACCUGCUAAAGCCAGCAGGCUCUGGUGGAUUACUCUCCAAAUCCAUCCAACUCAAUGGGCAAACUCUGAGGAUGGUGGAUGACCAAACCCUCCCAACUUUGAUAGAAAAACCUCUGCGCCCAGGAAGUUCACUGGGCUUGCCGCCUUUCUCAUAUGGGUUUUUUGUGAUAAGAAAUGCCAAGGUUGCUGCUUGCAUCUGAUGAUGA
Molecule: messenger RNA, 1689 nt
Organism: Ochotona princeps (American pika)
Lineage: Eukaryota; Metazoa; Chordata; Mammalia; Lagomorpha; Ochotonidae
Gene: HPSE
Product: heparanase
Exons: 13
Coding region: 4-1683 (559 amino acids)
Cellular component (GO): membrane; extracellular matrix
Molecular function (GO): hydrolase activity, acting on glycosyl bonds
Source: RefSeq, a predicted model, not a curated record